AUGUCGAAAACAUCAUUGUCGAGUUUGUUAUUCGGAUUGCUGUUAAUUAUCGCAGUGAGCAAUGUUUCAGCGAAAAUAAAGCAAAGAAUAAUCGGGGGCUCAAGAGCAAAUUAUGGUGACUUAAAGUAUCAAGUGUCUCUUCAAUUCCUCACAACAUCGGGUUGCACCCACCACUUUUGUGGUGGCAGCAUACUCGACGAGUAUCAUAUCAUCACUGCCGCCCACUGCAUCACCGAAAAGAAUACCCAUCGACUUAACAAUAUUCCAAUUACCGUCGUGGCCGGUACGUCCCAACUGCACAAAAAACAAUCACAUCCCGCCUUGUAUCACGCUGUCGAUGAGGUCUUCAUACCUACCGCUUGGCUCCAGUACCCGCAGAAAAAUUUAGAAAACGAUAUAGCAGUUUUAAAGUUGAAGGAUCCGUUGCCUCUCAGGUCUAAUCCGAAAAUAAGCGCAAUCAAGUUACCACAGCCAAAUGAUUAUCUGCCACCUAAUUCAGUACCCGUCAAGAUUAGCGGUUUUGGCUCUGACUACCAAACACCGGUAAACGGUGAAUAUAAAUCAUCUCCUACCAGUCCAAUUUUACAAUGGGUUUGGGGUUGGAUCAACCAGAUUGAUGAAAAUUUCGUCUGCCAAAGCACACAAGUCUGCGUUCAAAAUGGGAAUGGCAAAAAUUUGGGAGGAUCAUGCUACGGUGACAGUGGCGGCCCGCUCGUUGAUCCCAAAACAAACAUCUUAGUUGGCGUCGUCAGUGUGUUCAAUGGUGUAAAGAUUAAUGUUACGUACUAA
This is a messenger RNA of Trichogramma pretiosum, 789 nucleotides long. Its product is annotated as mite allergen Der p 3-like. Gene Ontology annotation, molecular function: serine-type endopeptidase activity. The record is from RefSeq and is a predicted model, not a curated record. The transcript has 5 exons. NCBI's taxonomy places the organism in Eukaryota, Metazoa, Arthropoda, Insecta, Hymenoptera, Trichogrammatidae. Bases 1 to 789 code for a protein of 262 amino acids. Gene Ontology annotation, biological process: proteolysis.